GAAGUGCCUCGGGCCGCCGCCUCCGUCCCGGCUGCGGCCCCUGCCGGUUACAUAACUGGUUGAGGGCUCUGAGCGGCCCCACUUCCUGGCUCCCUGCGAACCAAGGAUGCACUGAGCCCUAGAACGCCAUCCGCUGCCGCCGGCUCCCGCCCGAGGUGUGAAUGACAGAGGCGGUGCCGUCCAGCGCGCUCAGCGAGGUCAGCCUGCGCCUUCUCUGCCACGAUGACAUAGAUACCGUGAAGCACCUGUGCGGCGAUUGGUUCCCCAUCGAGUACCCAGACUCAUGGUAUCGUGAUAUCACCUCCAACAAGAAGUUCUUUUCCCUCGCCGCGACCUACAGGGGUGACAUCGUGGGGAUGAUUGUAGCUGAAAUUAAGAAUCGGACCAAGAUACACAAGGAGGACGGAGAUAUUCUGGCCUCCAGCUUCUCCUUGGACACACAGGUCGCGUACAUCCUCAGCCUGGGAGUUGUGAAGGAGUUCAGGAAACACGGGAUAGGGUCCCUGUUACUUGAGAGUCUAAAGGAUCACAUAUCAACCACUGCCCAGGACCACUGCAAAGCCAUCUACCUGCACGUCCUUACCACCAACAACACAGCCAUAAACUUCUACGAGAACAGAGACUUCAAGCAGCACCACUAUCUCCCUUACUACUACUCCAUCCGCGGCGUCCUCAAAGAUGGCUUUACCUACGUCCUUUACAUCAACGGCGGCCACCCUCCCUGGACCAUCCUGGACUACAUCCAGCACCUGGGCUCUGCACUAGCGAACCUGAGCCCCUGCUCCAUCCCACACAGGAUCUACCGCCAGGCCCAGAGCCUGCUCUGCAGCUUCCUGCCAUGGUCGAGCAUCUCCGCCAAGGGCGGCAUCGAGUACAGCCGGACCAUGUGACACCAGCCAGGCAGCCUCCGCCUGGCCCCUACCCCCGGCAUCUGGCGGACGCCGCCUUCCUGGCCAUCUGACUGUGGCUGUCCUCUGCAGAGGAACUGGUGGCCACCUGCCGGGCCUGUUGGCCCACCCCAGCUGCAGGCCGGUGCUACGCGGGUUCGGGAGCAGAGCAACGUGGGGCAUGCCCUGUCUCCCCAGGUACCCGGAGCAGGGGGUGCGGGAAGCGGAGCAGAGCCUAGGGGGUGACAGUCAGGGAAGUGGGGGGCCCCGCGCUGUCAGCAGAGAACAGGCGGCCCCAGGUGGGCAUGUGCCACACAGGUCAUGGGUUGACAAAGCCCAGGGCCAGGGGUUCCCUGACCACCUCUUGGAAACUUUUGGAGGAAAAACAGUCCUUGAGCCCUGGCCAGAGCGUCGUCUUUUCACGUCCUAAACUCCUUUUUAAAAAAAUAACAUACUUACGUGUUUCAAGAAGUUGAAAAUUUGCGGAAAGAUCACGUCUCCUGCCCCUGGGCCCCGGAUGCUCAGCUUCUCCUUCCCGGGACCGUGUCCCCAGCCGUGCUUCCCUCAGUGUGCACGUGGCCUUGACAGCGGCAGCUGCGCCCACUCACCCUUUGAGCUCCUGGCUGAGCGCUCUGCCCGGCCACGGCCUCUUCUGAGAGCCGUGGGGACACCAGGGUGCACUCCUGUGGGCAUGACCUGGAGCAGGUUGUGGCGGGGGCUGAGCCCACACGGCAGGGCUCCGUGGCCUCCCGGGCUGGCACCCCUGUUGGUGCCAUGGUUUGUGCUGGGACUGAGGGGAGCUGGUGGCCCCUGGAAGGGACUCUGGGCCUGGAGGAGUGCCAGCGCCUGGCUUGGAGCUCCUAGGCCAGUUCCCCGGGGUGGGGGCAGAGCGUUUCCGCCCUGGCCUUCACCCUGCUCCCCUCUUGUCUACCCCACAGGCUCUCCCAGGCCUCCUACCCGCUCUGAAAACCUUCAGCUCCGCUGAGCCCCGGCCCGGCCCUGCGUGUGCGCGCCGGCCCCAUGGGCGGCCCUGGUGGCAGCAUUCACUGUGGUCUGUUUUUUCUGCUGCCCCGGGCACAAGACUGUGGGAAGGGGCUUCUUCUCUGCGCCCCUCACCGGCCUCCCUCCUUCACAGCCUGUUCCUUCCAGCUCCUUCCUCCAAAGCCAGAUUUAACUUCUUGGAGGGAAGAACCCAAGUGUUACGAACACACUUGACCCUAAAGACACAGGAGCCUGAGAACAACAAGGGGUCGAAUACUGGGAACCCCAGCCCCUUGUCCAGAGCCAGCCCCCAGAGGCCCAGGGAUGGGGAGCAAUCUCAUCCCUCCACCUGGGGCUGGGGCUCCUGGGGGACAGCCAGGGAGGCCCCUCACCCACACCCUGAGGUCCGACUCUCAGGCUCCGCUCCCCACAUGGACCUCAGGAUGAUGGGCCGGAUGCUGACACCCCCGCCGGGAGGCUGUCCUCCCACGGGCUGGCUCUGUUCUGUCCCGGGUGACCGGAGCUGCCCGGCCGACGGUGGACGUGCCAUUCACCUGAGCUGCUGCCGGGAGCCAGGCUGAGGACGUGUGCCGCCAAGGAUCCCCAGGGUCCUGGCCCCCAGGCCCCCAGCCCGGUGAGCUGCAGCUCCGAGGCCUGGCCGGAUGCAAAGGGGACAGGGGACAUGCUGCGCACUGCGUUGACCAAGUGAGACCCAGCCUUUGGGGCUGGGGGCAGUCACGUGCCUUGUGGUCCCUCCGUCUCUGGGGCAGAGACUCUGGGUGUGUGCAUGGGCCCCCCCCAGAGCUGCUUGCUGCCCACCCUGGCUUCUGGAGCAGACGGGGUGGUGCAGAGUUGUGCAUGGCCCAAGAGCUGGAGAGGGAACGUGGCAGGUGGAGCUGCAUGACCAUGUCCUUCCCUCCCUCGGAACUUCCAAGCCUGGGGGCUCCUGGGAUGAAGGGCAUCUGGGCAGGAGGGCCUCGGCCUCCCCUCCUCCGAGCUGACAUCAGUUUCACGCUGAGGCCCAGCUAGGUGUCCUCCCUAAUCUGAAUCAACGAUGACCAUGUGAUUUUUUUUUUUUCCGGCCCUUGGGGUAAGGGAAGAGUCUUCCAGAAGGUUCCACCUUGGACAUUGGUAAUGAGCUCAGAGGCCUUGCCCUGCUCCUCCAUCCCCGCCUCCUAAUCAUUGCAGUGUCCAGCCCAGUGUUGAACAGAUUGUAGUGUUUCUUCUCAUUACAAAUAAAUAGACUUCAAUUGGUCA
Messenger RNA from Odocoileus virginianus texanus, 3125 nucleotides. RefSeq names its product N-alpha-acetyltransferase 60, NatF catalytic subunit (gene NAA60). Gene Ontology annotation, biological process: N-terminal peptidyl-methionine acetylation. Gene Ontology annotation, cellular component: Golgi membrane. Gene Ontology annotation, molecular function: histone acetyltransferase activity; protein-N-terminal amino-acid acetyltransferase activity. The record is from RefSeq and is a predicted model, not a curated record. Lineage: Eukaryota; Metazoa; Chordata; Mammalia; Artiodactyla; Cervidae.